AUGGCCAAGCUCGGCGAUCUUCAUGAAGGCUCACUGCUGUACAACAUCAAGCUGCGCUACAAGAAGGACCUUAUUUACACCUACAUUGGCUCCAUCCUCUCGGCCGUCAAUCCGUACAAGAGCCUUCCGGGCCUUUAUGACGAUGCCAAGAUCAACGAAUACGAUGGCAAGGACAUUGGCGAAUUGCCCCCACACAUUUAUGCCAUCGCCAACCAAGCCUACCGCUCCAUGUGGAAAAACUCGGCCAAUCAGGCUGUUUUGAUUUCUGGUGAAUCGGGUGCUGGCAAGACAGAGUCCACCAAGUUCAUCCUGCGGUACCUCUCCUACCAGAGUAAUGACGUCAAUAAGAAAAAGGGCAAGGAAGGUCGCAACUACGAGGAGCAGAUUCUGCAGUCCAGCCCCAUCCUCGAAGCUUUUGGCAACGCCAAGACCGUGUACAACAACAACUCGUCUCGCUUUGGCAAGUUUAUCCAGCUCAACUUUGCGGCAACCGGUGCCAUCGAGGGCUGCAAGAUUGUGGAUUAUCUUCUCGAGAAGAAUCGCGUGGUGCGCCAGAACGGCGGCGAACGUAACUUCCACAUCUUCUACGCCCUGCUCGCGGGUGGUCUCGGCAGCAAGUUUGGUCUGUCUGCUGACCCCAGCCAGUACCGCAUCACCUCCAUGAGUGGUACCUGGGAUGUCGAUGGCAUUGAUGACAAGGCGGAUUGGCAGGCCGUGGAGCAAGCGUUCCGGACCAUGAACUUCUCUGACGAACAGAUGUCGGACAUUAUCACCGUCGUCGCAGCCAUUUUGCACCUCUGCAACAUGAAGUUCACCACGGCCGGUGGUGCCCAGGUGGCCACCCAGGCUGUCCUUGAGCAGGUCUGCCAACUGCUCGGCAUCGAGGAGGCUGGCUUGGCCGAAGUUUUGACUCAGCAAAAGCGUGUCCUCCGUGGCGAAGAGAUUUACACCCCACUUGACGUGGACCAAGCCGCUGACUCGCGAGACUCGCUGGCCAUGAACCUCUAUGCCCGCACCUUCCGCUGGAUUAUCAGCAAGAUCAACGUGUCCUUGCGUGGUGACGAAUCCUUCCAGUUUGUGGGUGUCCUCGACAUUUUCGGUUUUGAGAACUUUGAGUUUAACAGCUUUGAGCAGUUCAACAUCAACUACGCCAACGAGAAGCUGCAGCAAUACUUCAACCGACACAUCUUCUCGCUCGAGCAGCUCGAGUACAACCAGGAAGGUAUUGACUGGAGUGACAUUGACUGGGUUGACAACUCUGAGUGCCUGGAUUUGAUCGAGCGCAAGCUCGGCGUGCUGUCGCUGCUUGACGAAGAAUCGCGUUUCCCACGUGGUACGGACGAGUCGCUGCUGAUCAAGCUGCACUCGUCCCACGAGGAGGCGGCUCACUACGUGCGCCCUCGCGUGGCCAACACCAAGUUUGGCAUUCGCCAUUUUGCUGGCGAGGUCAUGUAUGACGUGACAGGGCUGCUUGAAAAGAACCGCGACACCUUCCGCGAGGUGCGUUUUACGGCCCCGUAG
Molecule: messenger RNA, 1521 nt
Organism: Monosiga brevicollis MX1
Lineage: Eukaryota; Choanoflagellata; Craspedida; Salpingoecidae
Exons: 7
Coding region: 1-1521 (506 amino acids)
Biological process (GO): actin filament organization; vesicle transport along actin filament
Cellular component (GO): myosin complex; cytoplasm; actin cytoskeleton
Molecular function (GO): ATP binding; microfilament motor activity; actin filament binding
Source: RefSeq, a predicted model, not a curated record